UUUUCAUAUUAGAAUGGAAUAAAAUGUAACUUGCCGGCUUAGUGGCAUUUAUUCACAAAUCAUGACUAAGGAGAGAUUUAUUUUCUUGUUGAAAGACACACAGUUGAACAAGGUUCCAUUUAUUGGAGAUCAUAAGUUCAAAUUAACAAAAGAUAUCGCAAAAUUUGGUGUGAGAAACUUGAAAGGAGGACAUGCUAGGAGACCGGAAGUAGCUGGUGCAAAAAUGUAUGGUGAGCAAGAAGUGAUAAAAUAUAUAGCAAAUGAACGUAACACGGCAAUACAACGGGAUAUGACCCUUUAUGCAUUGAAUCUUAUGAAUGUUCCGUCUGCAGGAAAAAGAAAAGAAAUGUUUCUUGAUAUCGGAUGUGGUAAUGGUGUUUCUUCACAAAUAAUUGAAUCUAAAGGGCACAUGGUUAUAGGUGUAGACAUUAGUCAAAGUCUUCUUGCACAUGCUAAAUCGAACACAUCAUUGAACGAUUUUGUACAAUUAGACGUUUCUACUGGAGUAAACUUUCGACCUGAAACAUUUAAAUAUGCUAUAAGUGUUUCGGUUUUGCAAUGGUUCAUAAAAGAACAUUAUUUACUUAAUCUUUUUCGGACUCUGCAGUUUAUUCUUGAUAAGAACGGUAAAGCAGUGUUUCAAUUUUACCCGAAAGUUGUUACAGAUCUGGAAUUAACUUUAAGCUGUGCUGAAAAAUUCUUUAACGGAUUUCUGGUCAGUGAUUAUCCAAGUGCCAAUAGAGGAGUAAAACUCUUUUUAUAUUUGACACAGAAUUCCAAAGGACGACCAUAGUUACAAAUGAAGAUGUCUUUGAAGUAAAAUUGAGAAUGGAAAUGGGAAAUGUGUCAAAUAGACAACAACCCGACCAUAGAUCAGACAACAGCAGAAGGUCACCAACAGGUCUUCAAUGCAGCGAGAAAUUCCCGCACCCGGAGUCGUCCUUUAGCUGGCCCCUAAACAAAUAUAUUGUAAGUGGCUGUUUUUAUUUCUAUGAUGGACUAAAAAGUGACGA
Messenger RNA from Mytilus trossulus (common blue mussel), 1013 nucleotides. RefSeq lists its product as uncharacterized. NCBI's taxonomy places the organism in Eukaryota, Metazoa, Mollusca, Bivalvia, Mytilida, Mytilidae. The coding region runs from base 62 to 793 and encodes 243 amino acids. Gene Ontology annotation, biological process: rRNA (guanine-N7)-methylation. The transcript has 2 exons. Gene Ontology annotation, molecular function: rRNA (guanine) methyltransferase activity. The record is from RefSeq and is a predicted model, not a curated record. Gene Ontology annotation, cellular component: nucleolus.